UUAUCAUACAUGCGGCAACGCUCCGACCCGCCAGCCAACACGUGUGCGAGGACGGGUGACCAGCGGCAGGCACGUCUUAUUUACUCGCUUACACCUUUAAAACGAGUAAGACGAGGCGCCGGGAGGAUAAGGGUGCACACAGGGGGGUGGAGGUCAAAAGAAGGGCGUGUGUGGCAGCCAGCGAGUCAAGAUAUAGAGCCACGAGUCCUCCAGCAGUGCCAUGAAGUUUACGUACCGGUUUUCCAACCUGCUGGGCACUGUGUACCGGCUCGGCGACAUCAUCUUCUCUCAUGAUGGCAACACUGUCAUCUGUCCCGUUGGCAACAAGAUCUCCGUGUAUGACCUGCGCAACAACCGCUCCCACACACUGCCCAUCGAAGCCAGGUUCAACUACACCACCCUGGCACUGGCUCCUAACGGCAUCAUACUGAUCGCUGCAGAGGAAGACGGGGAAGUCCACAUCAUUAACUUGAACUUCCGCAACGUCCUUUACCGCAAGCGCUUUGACCGGCCCAUCAAGAGCAUCAAGUUCAGCCCAGACGGGAAACACUUCGCCCUCACCAAGGAAAAUGGAGUGUUUGUGUACGUGGCCCCGGGCUCCAACAAGAGGAUCUUCAACCCAUUUGUGCUGGAGCGAGUGUUCCACGGAUCAUUCGACGACACAACCUGCCUCGACUGGUCCCAUGACUCAAGGCUCAUUGCAGUGGGGUCCCGGGACAUGACCACUCGCAUCUGUGCGCUGACCAAGUUCAAGAACCUGAAGGAAUACCCGAUUGGCGGCCUCAAGGACACAGUUGUGGGAGCCUUCUUUGAGGAGAAGUCUUAUGAUCUGUGUACAGUUAGUGCUGAUGGCCACAUUAACGCCUGGGACUGCAGUGUGGGGUCCGAGGGUCUCGUCCUGGCCAAAGACUUGUUCAAGGCAAAGCCCAAGGGCGCAGACGAGGCCGAGGAUGACAUUCCCGCCCAAGAUGAGGAGGAAAAUGCUGUAAACAAAGAACCAAAAGAUGAAAGUGCCGACUCUGAUCUGCCGAAGGUGUUCUACAGACGGCGCUUCCGUGUGUUCAUGGACCAGCACAUGGGCAAGCGCAAGGUGACCGUCACAGCCGCCCAGUACCACAAGCACAUCCGCAUGUUGGUGGUGGCCUUCGUGACGGGCGACUUCGUGAUGCUGGACAUGAACGACAAGGGUGCCCUCGUGCACUCCCUCAACAUAUCAAAGCAGACCAUCACAAGUGUGGCAAUGAACUCCAGCGGGGACUGGAUAGCGCUGGGCGUCUCCUCCCUGGGCCAGCUGGUGGUAUGGGAGUGGCAGAGUGAAAGCUUCAUCCUUAAGCAGCAGGGUCACUUCAACAACAUGAGGGUCGUGCAGUACUCUCCCGAUGGCCAGAACAUUGCGACUGGUGGUGAAGAUGGGAAGGUCAAGCUUUGGUCAGCGGAGUCGUCCUUCUGCUUCGUGACCUUCUCGGAGCACACAGCGGCGGUGACGGGGCUGGUCUUCACGCAGAGCGGCCGGGCCAUCAUAUCCGCCUCCCUUGACGGCACUGUGCGAGCGUUUGACCUGACCCGCUACAGGAACUUCAAGACCCUGACCUCCACGCGGCCGACACAGUUCUCCUGCGUGACGGUGGACAGCAGCGGCGAACUGGUGGCCGCUGGGAGCCAGGACAGCCACGACGUGUACCUGUGGUCGCUGCAGACGGGGAGGCUGCUGGAGGUGCUGGCCGGACACGAGGGUCCCGUGGUGAGUGUUCAGUUCUCCAGCCAGCCGGGCAGCACCCUCAUGGUGUCCACCGGCUGGGACGGCACCAUCAAGGUGUGGGACGCUAUAUCCAACACCACAGCGAGGGAGUCCAUCUCUCUCUCAGCAGAUGGUCUGUGUGUGUGUAUUCGUCCUGACGGGAAGCAGAUUGCCGUGGCCACCAUGGACGGCCAGAUCACAACGUUCAACCCCACCACGGGGCAGCAGGAAGGCAGCAUAUCAGGGCGGAACGACUUGGGCGCCGGGAGGGGCGAUACUGACAAGGUGACGGCCAAGAAGAACCUCCAGGCAAAGUCCUUCACUAGUAUAUGCUACAGCUCUGACGGGAAGUGCCUCCUUGCCGGGGGUCAGAGCAAGAACGUCUGUAUCUACAGCAUUGAAGAUGAACUCCUGGUGAAGAAGUUUGAGAUUACACAGAACAGAUCCUUCGAUGCCAUGGAUGACAUUAUUAACAGGAAGAAGAUGGCAGAGAACGGCGUGAACCUUGCGCUGGUGGAGGAGAGGGACGGCGAGGGGGGCAAGGUGGCCAUCAAGCUGCCCGGCACACGUCAGGGAGACAUGUCCCGCCGAGCCUUCAAGCCGGAGGUGCGGGUUACCUCACUCACCUUCUCCCCGACCGGGAGGAGUUGGGCGGCCAGCACCAGCGAGGGCCUCCUGGUCUAUUCCCUUGACACAGACUGGCUCUUCGACCCUCUGGACCUGGACUUCUCCAACACUCCCUCGGCCGUCAAACAGAAAUUGAAGGAGAAGGAUUAUGCAACAGCGCUGAUGAUGGCCAUACGGUUGAACAUGAACUCCCUGAAGCAAGAGGUCAUAGAAACAAUACCUGUACAGUCAAUUGAGGUGGUGGUGAGCAACCUGACUCAGCUGUACGUGGAGGGUGUCCUCACUUUCCUUGCCGAAGCCCUGGAGUCCACACGUCACCUUGGCCUGUACAGUCAGUGGGCCACGGCGCUGGUCACCUGCCACGGCCACAGCCUCAAGACGCGCUCCCCCCACAUCACGACGACACUCAACGCCUUGCAGAAAGCUAUUGUUCAGCACCACACUAACCUGACCAAGGUAUGCAGUCACAACGAAUACAUGUUGAGCUACCUCCUGUCACAAGCCACCCUGAGGAAGAGGCGGAAACACAACAACACUGCCAGAGAAGAGCAGAACCAGGAAGACUCUCAAGUGGUGCCAUGUGAGGAGGAGGAAAUGCAAGACUUGUUUGACGAUGACAUUGACUUCUGAUAAAGACACAAAACUAUGUACAGUCACGGACACAAAUAUUCCUCCACCGCACCCUAAACUCGUGACCCCAUAGCCCCUUUCCCUGCAACAAGUUCUCUCCUCCCACCAUUAGUGUAACCCAAAAGUGCAUAUUUUAUCACUUAUGAAUUUUACAUCUACAAUAAUUAUUUUACGUAUAUCCUAUUAGUCAACCGUUAUACAGUUAUUUGGCGCCAUCUCUACUUCUCUUUUUUUCAAUCAACCCCUUUAUAUUCUUUUAUGGGGUUGGAUAGGCUAUGAAUCUCUCCCACUUUUGACGAUCGUAUACUCUUUCCUCCCUAAUGUUCAUCCUUCAGCGCUAUAUGACCAUGGUAGCUACGCCGCCAUGAUAGAAUGCCCCAAUCAAUCAGUUAAUCUCCUCCCACACUAGCUCAUUCUCAACUCUCCUCCCUCCUAAUCUACGUCCCUUGCCACACAGAAAGAGGAUACCGAGUCACAGGUUUAAGAGUGCGGUGAACCAAUAUUUUUGUCCAUGACUGUACAUACACACACACAGCAUAGGAACUCUUCAUAAGAACAAGGAGUCUGGUCAAUGUAUAAAGCCAAAGAAAUACUGCUGUGACAAAAAGCCAUAAUUGAAGCAGAUGAUUGGAAGAAUCGCUAGAAAAACAUCCUGCACGGCGCCUCAUCCUUUGAGCGUUGACGAGACUAACAGACCACAGCACACCAGAAACCGAGUCACCUGAUGUUCUCGAAGGUUACACUCCUCCAAGCUCCUGCUCCCUCCAUCCCUCCCUUCUCUGCAACUCCCACAUGCCAGUAAAUUGCUCUUCCUAAAGGUGUGGUCUACUCUGGCAUCACAAUCCCUCUAAUAAGCCUGGAUGAAGAGAUCAUUGCAUAGAGUAGAAGGGGACAAUCCAGCCAUCAGUCACACUUCAGGAGCUGUCUGAUGGAAAAGUAAAGAAGUUUAUCAUCUAAGGAAAGCAGG
Messenger RNA from Eriocheir sinensis (Chinese mitten crab), 3962 nucleotides. RefSeq names its product periodic tryptophan protein 2 homolog. The coding region runs from base 221 to 2995 and encodes 924 amino acids. The transcript has 21 exons. Gene Ontology annotation, cellular component: Pwp2p-containing subcomplex of 90S preribosome; small-subunit processome. NCBI's taxonomy places the organism in Eukaryota, Metazoa, Arthropoda, Malacostraca, Decapoda, Varunidae. The record is from RefSeq and is a predicted model, not a curated record. Gene Ontology annotation, biological process: maturation of SSU-rRNA from tricistronic rRNA transcript (SSU-rRNA, 5.8S rRNA, LSU-rRNA); ribosomal small subunit assembly. Gene Ontology annotation, molecular function: protein binding.